UUCAGACACAUUUUGACAUUUUUUGACAUAUUUUGGUCUGGGGAUAUAUUUUGAUGACCACUGACAGCGUACGGCCGUUGGGAAUUGAACUAGUCUGCCCUGUACGUUUGACCGCUGUCGGUGUCCUACAGUUAACGUUAGCCUUAGCUAGCUGUUAACGUUAGCCCUUAGCUGUUAGCCUUAACGUUAGCUGUAAAAGAAACGUCACCGCCGCCAGUCAUUUGAAUGAGGGCAAUAAAAAAAAACGCUUUCUUUUUGGGAACGAUCUUGCAGUGAGGAUGUCUUUGAAUGAAGAGGGUUAUGUGGUUCGGAUCAGAGGACUACCCUGGUCCUGCACGCAGGAAGAGGUUGCCAGUUUUUUCUCUGACUGUGACAUCGUUGGGAAAGUAAACGGAGUGUGCUUUACCUACUCCAAAGAAGGACGUCCUAGUGGAGAGGCUUUUAUUGAGCUGAAAAUGUCUGAGGAUUUCAAGAAUGCCCUCGCCAAGGACCGUAAAUACAUGGGACACCGAUACAUAGAGGUGUUCAAGUCGAACCGUAGUGAGAUGGACUGGGUGCUUAAACGUAGCGGCCCUGCUGACUAUGACAGCUGCAGCGGCUCCAUGUUGCGACUUAGAGGCCUUCCCUUUGGCUGCAGCAAGGAGGAGAUUGUUCAGUUCUUCUCAGGGUUGAGAAUCGUGCCAAAUGGGAUUACUCUGCCAGUGGACUACCAGGGGAGGAGCACAGGGGAAGCCUUCGUGCAGUUUGCCUCAAAGGAGAUAGCAGAAAAGGCUCUGGGGAAACACAAGGAAAGAAUAGGGCACAGGUAUAUAGAGAUUUUUAAGAGCAGUCGCAAUGAGAUCAAAGCCUACUACGAGCUGCCCCGGCGGGGGAUGGGAGGCCAGAGACCGGGGCCCUACGAUAGACCCAUGAUGGGGGCACCCAGGGGAGGGUUUUUUGGGCCCGGACCUGGCCGCGGUGGGGCUCUGAUGGACACCAUGAGGGGUGGAGGGGGCUAUGGAGGAGGUUACGGUGACUUUGACAGCUACAAUGGCUUCAACAACUACUGUUUUGGCAACGGCAUGUUUGAUGAGCGAGUGAGAGGAGAACGGGUAGCAAGAGGGAUAAGAGGCCACGGUUACGGUGGUCAAAAUGAUGUUUGUUCGAGCCUCCACAGCGGUCAUUUUGUCCAUAUGAGGGGUUUACCUUUCCGUGCCACAGAGGGAGAUAUCGCUAAAUUCUUCUCUCCCUUGAAUCCACUGAGGGUCCACGUUGAUGUGGCUCCCAACGGGAAGUCGACUGGAGAAGCAGAUGUGGAGUUUCGCUCCCAUGAAGACGCUGUGGCAGCCAUGUCUAAAGACAAGAACCACAUGCAGCAUCGCUAUAUUGAGCUGUUUCUUAACUCAACAGCUAGUGGAGCAGCUGAAAUGAGUCGUGGCGGCGGCGGUUACUAUGGUAACUCAGGAGGGGGCGGAGGCUCACGGAGCAGCGGGCUGCGAGGUUCAUACUGAUGAUGUCAUCCCACGCUUCCAAUCCAUCCUGGCGUUUGUCUCGCGUCUCUUCAGGCCACAUUCACUCGAUUACUUUUUCUAAGCAGACGAGCUGAUCUGAAGUCAGUCAUUUGUUUUGUAACAGCCGUUCUUUUUAUGGUGGUUGUACUAAAAUCUUAUUUCAGAUACUAGAACAGAUCAGAUAUGACCUCAACAAGCACUAUUAUUAUACCAUUCCUAAACACAUAUGAA
Perca flavescens (yellow perch) is the source of this 1721-nucleotide messenger RNA. It is a transcript of the gene hnrnph3, whose product is annotated as heterogeneous nuclear ribonucleoprotein H3 (2H9). The transcript is spliced from 11 exons. The coding region runs from base 279 to 1490 and encodes 403 amino acids. NCBI's taxonomy places the organism in Eukaryota, Metazoa, Chordata, Actinopteri, Perciformes, Percidae. Gene Ontology annotation, molecular function: RNA binding. The record is from RefSeq and is a predicted model, not a curated record.